Molecule: messenger RNA, 1500 nt
Organism: Salvia splendens (bonfire salvia)
Lineage: Eukaryota; Viridiplantae; Streptophyta; Magnoliopsida; Lamiales; Lamiaceae
Product: 1-aminocyclopropane-1-carboxylate synthase 3
Exons: 2
Coding region: 73-1467 (464 amino acids)
Biological process (GO): biosynthetic process; amino acid metabolic process
Molecular function (GO): pyridoxal phosphate binding; transaminase activity
Source: RefSeq, a predicted model, not a curated record
CAUACCUCAUUCCUCUCAAAGCACCUUCAAACACUCGAUCAUUGGUGAUUGAAACACAUAAACAGAAAAAAAAUGACGCUGUCGAAGAAGGCUACUUGCAACUCUCACGGCCAAGAUUCGUCCUACUUCCUAGGAUGGGAGGAGUAUGAGAAGAAUCCCUACGACCAACUCCACAACCCCAACGGCAUCAUUCAGAUGGGCCUCGCCGAGAAUCAGCUCUCCUUCGACCUCCUCGAAUCUUGGCUGGCCGCGAAUCCCGACGCCGCCAGCUUCAAACGAGACGGCCAGUCCAUCUUCCGCGAACUCGCCCUCUUCCAAGACUACCACGGCCUCCCCGCUUUCAAAAAUGCAAUGGUGAAAUUCAUGUCGGAGAUCCGGGGCAACAAGGUGAAGUUCAACCCGAACAAGCUAGUGCUGACCGCGGGCGCCACCUCAGCCAAUGAGACUCUCAUUUUUUGCCUGGCCAACCCGGGGGAGGCGGUCCUUCUCCCGACCCCUUACUACCCCGGGUUCGACCGGGACCUCAAGUGGCGGACCGGGGUCGAGAUCGUCCCCAUCCACUGCACUAGCUCCAACGGGUUCAGAAUAACCGGGCCAGCCCUCGAGGAGGCCUACCAAACCGCCCAGAAACGGAACCUCAAAGUGAAAGGCGUGCUCGUCACCAACCCGUCCAACCCGCUCGGCAUAACCCUGACCCGAACCGAGUUAGACCUUUUGGUCGAUUUCAUCGACCAAAAGGGCAUCCACCUCAUCUCCGACGAGAUCUACUCCGGCACCGUUUUCGACUCCCCCAGCUUCGUCAGCAUCAUGGAGGUUCUAAUAAACCGGAACUACAUCAACACCGACGUAUGGGACCGGGUCCACAUUGUCUACAGCUUGUCCAAGGACUUAGGCCUACCCGGUUUCCGGGUCGGGGCGAUAUACUCCAACGACGAAAUGGUCGUCGCCGCCGCCACAAAAAUGUCCAGCUUCGGCCUCGUCUCCUCCCAAACUCAAUACCUCCUCUCCGCCAUGCUCUCCGACGACAAGUUCGCCCCGAACUACGUCGUCGACAAUCAAAAGCGCCUCAAGAACCGGCACGCGAUGCUGGUCCGGGGCCUCAAGGCCAUCGGGAUCUCCUGCCUCAAGAGCAACGCCGGCCUCUUCUGCUGGGUCGACAUGCGCCACUUACUCACCGCCAACACCUUCGAAGCAGAGAUCGAUCUCUGGAAAAAAAUCGUCUACGAAGUCGGGCUAAACAUCUCGCCCGGUUCAUCAUGCCACUGCGACGAACCGGGCUGGUUCCGGGUCUGCUUCGCAAACAUGUCUGAAGACACGCUGAACCGGGCGGUCCAGCGCAUGAAGGCGUUUGUGGAAACCGCCCGGGCCGGUUUUUCGCAGAAUCAGACCAGGAGCGGUUCGAGGAGGAAGGCAUUCACCAAAUGGGUUUUUCGGCUAUCGUUCCAGGACCGUGACCGCGAGCGAUAGAGCAUCUCAUUCUCAAUUAUUUUUCUACUUCAA